ACAUUGACUUUGGGGGAAAAAAACCUUGUGUGGAUGAUGUAAAGUUGAGAAAAGGAACUAGCUUUUUUGCUCUGCCUUCUCUCUUGAAUUCAUGUCUGAUACAGCAAACCAAACUCCUAAUCCUCAAGAGGCCGAUCUCUUAAUUCGCUCCGUCAAACGUAUUAAAGGGGAUGGUAACCCCCCUAUUGCUGAGGAAUAUCAACUAUAUGAAGCCCCACCAAAGCAAUUAUCAUACAGAGACAUGGUCUCUUGUCUGGAACCUGUUGCAAUCCUCUGUGAUAGCUCAAAUAGAGAGGAAAUUCUGGACGAAGAUUCAGAUUAUGAAGAUGAUGGGUCUAUCCCUACUAUACUCAUCUCGAAAGAAGAAAAGAGAAGGAUUCGAAUGCCAUGGCUCAAUUCCAUAAUUAUAAAAGCCUUUGGCACAAAAAGAGCUGGCUAUAACUUCAUCCUUCCUAGGAUCAAAGCUCAGUGGAAACCGAGAGGCAAAAUGGAUUGCAUUGAUCUGGGUUUAGACUUCUUUCUUAUUCGUUUCCAUGAGAAGGAAGAUCUGAACCGUGUUCUUCAUGGGGGACCUUGGUUUGUCGAUCCCCACUUUCUCACAAUUAGAAAGUGGGAGCCUUCAUUUGAUCCAGCAAAAGCCACCUUCACGACCACAGCUAUAUGGGCUAGACUCCCGCGCCUUCCUAUUGAAUGCUAUGAUGUACAAAUCCUUCAGCGUAUUGGCAAUAUGUUGGGUACUCCGCUUCGGCUAGAUGCUCAUACUACCCACCAAUCAAGAGGCCAAUAUGCAAGAAUCUGUGUACAAGUCGAUCUUGAUGAACCUUGGUACCUUUUGUACGUAUUGGCAAACAUGUCCAAAAGGUUCUUUAUGAGGGACCUGCUGCUUUAUGCUACUCCUAUGGCUCAAACUUCACAAACUUCUAUUGAUGGAAAUUGUAAUGAGCCACCUGCGAACCAAGGGUUUGGACCAUGGAUGCUGGUGGAGAGGCGAAAGAACAAGAAAAAGGUCCGCACAAAGACUAUAGCUGAUAAAGCUAUUGUUUCAGAUAAGAUUUCAUUGUCACCAUUUGUGGCACGUGGAAAGGCUUCCUCUUUUAAAAAAUAUGGUUCCCAACCAAAAAUCUCACAAAAUGUCCGGAAUCAUCCUUUCACGAAAUCAACCCCCUCCACUGGAACUUCGGAUCAUGGAUCCAAUCACCUUCACCAAGCUAGGUCACUUGUGGGAUGUACUGCUAAUCAACAGGAACAAUCAAGCAAUCCCAAUAGAGAAGGCGUUGUCAUUAGUCCUCAACAAGAAUCCGGAGUCGAUCGAGGGAUGGACAUUGGAAAUGAUCCUGAACUGUUGGCUGAAUCCCAUUCUUAUAAUGAAAGGAGUAUAUCCCAAUCCUUUUCUUCCCCCACCAAUGGAAGGGAUUCCUCUACCUCUGGAACACCUGUCUCUAGACUCAUGCAUCCUUCGGAAGGCUAUUUGGAUGAUAGGAUGCAUGAAGACAGUGCAUCUGGUGGUCACGAAGGAGGAAGCAUAGAAUUCUAUGCUCCAGUACCAACAGAUUGUGCUACCUUACUACUUCCCAAGAGUCAAUAUGAUGGUUAUGAGCAAGGAAGGUCAGUCGAAGUGGCUCCAGGAUCUUGCCAGUUGGCAGGAGAAAGAGUUAAAAAAGCUGCUAAAGCCCUAAGAUUUCCUAAAAAGGUCAUAGUCGACUCAGAUGGCUUUGCUGGGGGUAUUUGGCUAUUGUGGGAUGACACGAAGUAUACUAUAGACAUUCUUAAUGUAGGACCGCAAGCCAUCCACGCCAAUGUCCAGCAAUCUUUUCCCUGCUCAAACAGGAAGCCUUUUAGACUUGAGAAAUUUUGGCUCGAACAUGAGUCUUUUAAAGAUCUUGUAGCCUCAAAUUGGACUUCACCUAAUCUAUCUAUCUCUGAUUGCUCCAUUGUUUUUCAAAACAAUGUUAAGCUUUGGAGUAGAGCUACUUUUGAUAACCUUCAUAAAAAGAAGAAGAAACUCAUUGUGCGACUAGGAGGUAUUCAACAAACCCUUCAAUCCAAGAACAGUUCCUUUCUCAUAGAUUUGGAAAAAACUCUUUCUAAAGAAUAUCAGGAUAUUCUCAAGUAUGAGAAAGACAUGUGGUUCAUGAAAUCUCGGCUCCAGUGGAUCCAGAAUGGUGACAGAAACACAAAAUUUUUUCAUGUGUCUACUUUGAAACGCAGAUCAUACUAUCGUAUUUUGGGACUCAAAGAUGAUACCGGUUCUUGGAUUACUGAUGCUACUGUCAUUGAAAGUAUUAUUACCUCCUAUUUUAAGAGUCUCUACAAGACUUCUUUUCUUAAAUCCUCCCAUGACUCUUAUAGUAGUGUUCAAAGUGCCCCCUUUAUUGAUCCUUCUUGUUGGCAUGGAUUGAUUGACCUUCCCUCAGAGUUUGCGAUUAAACAUGCUCUUUUUGCUAUGAAGCCUUUUAAGGCACCUAGUCCUGAUGGACUACAUGUAGCUUUUUUUCAAAAAUACUUCCUUAUUCUUAAGGAAAGAAUUUGUUUGGAGAUUAGGGAUAUCUUUAACUCUGGCAUUAUACUUGAGUCUUGGAGCGCUAGCUUGACUACUCUCAUCCCUAAAAACAAUAAGCCUGACUCUGUUUCUCAUUUUAGACCUAUUGGCCUUUGCAACACCUCUUAUAAGAUUGUCAAAAAAAUUAUUGUCUUCUGCCUUAAGAAUCUUAUUGGAGAAUUGAUUUCUCCAAUGCAAUCCAGCUUUAUUCCUGGGCGUAAUGGUCAGAACAUCAAUCAAGAGAAAUCUAAAAUCCUUUUCUUUGCAAAUGUUAAUCCUGAUAUCAAGCUUGCUAUAUGUCAUACUCUUGGUUAUAUGGAAACUCCCUCUUUGGGAAAAUAUCUUGGCUUCCCUAUUACCUUUAGGAGGAUCAAAAAAUCUGACUGUAAUUUUAUUGUUGACAAGGUCAAAUCUAAACUUGCGGGGUGGAAAGCAAAUAUGCUCUCGCUUGCUGGAAGAGAUUACUCUCAACCUAGGAAAGCUGAGGGUAUUGGCAUUAGAGUUAGCAGUGAAGUAAACCAAGCUGCCAUGGCCAAACUUCACUGGAGGAUGAUUACUGAAGUUCAAAAACCUUGGGCCAAAGCAUUCAUAUCCAAAUAUAAGAUUGACCUUCCCUACCAUAAUUUUUCUCGAUCAUCCUCCCCCAUUUGCAAAGACAUCCCUAAAGGGAAAGAUAUUGUUGACAAAGGCAUCAGCUGGGUUCCACCUAAUGGCUCCAAAAUCAAUUUCUGGCAGGAUAGAUGGAUUCUAAAGGAAUCUCUUUGUUCUGUUUUUUAUGGCCCUUUUAGACCACAUGAUUUGGACAUUACUGACAUCAUCCAGAAAACUAUGGCCAUUGCUUUUCAGAGGCAUAGUGCUGAGCAAGACUCCUUUAGGUGCCCUAGAUGUAGAAAUGGUCCUGAAACUCUUACUCAUAUUUUUAGGGAAUGUCAGUAUGCUGCACUCUUUUGGAACUCUAUUAUUCCUCAAUCCAUUUCAACAUACAAUCAAAAUCUUGAUUUCAAAAGCUGGAUUAAGGUCAAUGUCGGUGUACAUAAUUCUCCUCCAUCAUCUUCCACUUGGCCUACUGUUUUUUCAUAUGCUGUUUGGUCCAUCUGGUAUUCUAGAAAUCAGCUUGUGCAUGAUAACAAACAUAUCUCUAUUUUCGAUCUGAAAUGUUCUACUUUGGAUAGAGCACAGGAAUUCAUUAGACUUCAACCUGCUCUUACUACCUUUCAACCUAAAACCAUUGUUUCUGUGGGCUGGUCACCUCCCUCUCCAGGUUUUGCUAAAUUAAAUACAGAUGGUUCUGCCCUUACUAAUCCUGGUAUAGCUGGGGCAGGAGGCUUGCUACGUGACCAUCUUGGCAGAUGGAUGGUUGGCUUCUCACGAAGCAUUGGAUGGACCACAAGUAUUGCUGCAGAAUUAUGGGCUAUUAGAGAUGGCUUGGAAAUUGCUGCUGGGAAAGGAAUCUCUAAAACUAUUGUGGAAACUGACUCAAAAGUUGCUGUUUUACUUAUUGAGUCUAUUGAUACUACUUUGCACUCACUUGGAACUCUUAUUUCUGAUUGCAGAUGGCUUCUACGCCUCUUUACGGAUGCUAGGAUCUCCCAUAUAUAUAGGGAAGCUAAUGCGGCUGCUGAUUUUCUUGCUAAACUUGGAUCUACUAGUGCUAAUGAUUUUGUCUUGUAUGAGGAAAGUCCGCCUGGGCUUUCUUCCAUUUUGUAUCAUGACUUAAUUGGGACUUCCUUCCCAAGAACGAUUGUAGCCAGCUAAUUAUCAAUAUAUCUCCUUUUUCUAC
Rubroshorea leprosula is the source of this 4319-nucleotide messenger RNA. Lineage: Eukaryota; Viridiplantae; Streptophyta; Magnoliopsida; Malvales; Dipterocarpaceae. The record is from the annotation of a GenBank genome assembly.